AUGGCCGACUCUGCGCGCAAGAAACAGCGUCUCUCCCCAGACAGCGAUGCACAGAGGACGCCUAUUCCCAAUGCCACUUUGCAACCCAUAACCCCGUUCCGCCGCGCCAUUAGCGUGGGUCCCACUCCAGGAAGUAGAAGAACACCACUCGUGCGCACUCCAGCAACGGCGCGGACGCCUCGAGGCGGGCCAGCAACUCGGCCUCUUCCUUCGCGGCGAACGGCACCUACCACUCCUCAUGCGAUAAGAGCACUGAGAGAACGAGCCAAUGCAGCCAGGACACCUGGUAACAACCGGAGGAGAAGUGGGCGUGUCCAAAGAGAAACACCACGCGAUUUGCUGCGUGACCUGAGCAGAGCGCUUGCCCGCGACAGUCGGCCAGUCGAACCCUCUCCACAAGUCCUGCCUCAGCGGCCACGGCACUCAGCACUCGAUCUUCCAGACGUUGACGAUGGCCCGCCAAUGGCAGCCCCCCGGCUCUCUAUGCCGCUUGAGAACAUGUACGAUGACGACGACGACGACGAUACUAUCCACAGUGCCCCACCACGACAGUCGAUACUACCAGAUCUACCGGAUGACGUGGAUGGAGGAACGGUGCAGUCUCUCGAGUUUGGAAGGCGAGCCAUUAGUGAAGACCCGCGCUUGAUGUAUGGAGGCAGGCAGAGCGAGAGGUUUGGGGAUUUGAGUGAACUCGGCGCAGUAGAGGAAGAGCUCGAGGUAGACGGAACCUUUAUCAACAGACGCCCAGAUGGUUUGUUUGACCAAGCCAUUGAGGAUGCCCUUGACGAAGACGAUACGACCAUACAGGCACUGACAGGCCGACGAGAUGGACGUACGAGCGACGCCAACUUGGGAGUGUUUGGUGACGGAGAUGACGACACAGAGGAGCCCACUUUCCGCUUCAUGAUACCUGAUCGCAUACGCGCGCCACCCCGAGAAUACCCGCCAGAGGAACAAGAAAUUCAAGAGGACAACGUGCCAGAUAGUGAGCCUCCAACCAUGCUGGGUGAUACAGAAUUACUAGACGGUCAGGACCAAGAGACGACGGUAGCAUUGGACCUCGAAGAUCCUAAUCAAGACGGUGACAUGUUUGGGUGGGAGUCCGACCCUCCUGUAGACGACGACGCCGAACUAGCGGCAUAUCGAGAGGAAGAAUCAGCUAUAGACCGUAGUCUGCAGACACAGUCACCGGAACGACUGCCUGGUGAACAGCCCAGGGGUGCCCGAAAGUCUAAAGAAUACUUGGUGUCGCAGCACGGGAUCGGCCUUCCUUCGUUUCCUGCCGCACCGGUCAAGAAGCUUGCUCUCGGUUUCAUCAAGUCACAGGGGGGCAAAGCCAAACUUAACAAGGAUACUCUGGAUGCUCUUGUCCAAACAACCAAUGACUUUUUUGAGCAAAUCAGCAUCGACCUCGCUGCGUAUGCACAGCAUGCUGGGCGAAAAAUGAUUGACGAGAGCGACGUCAUCGCACUCAUGAAGAGGUAUUUACAUCUCAUCUACUGUACACUUGUACAACUGGCUAGCUCACGUUGCUGA
Exserohilum turcica Et28A is the source of this 1536-nucleotide messenger RNA. RefSeq lists its product as uncharacterized. Gene Ontology annotation, molecular function: protein heterodimerization activity; chromatin binding. Lineage: Eukaryota; Fungi; Ascomycota; Dothideomycetes; Pleosporales; Pleosporaceae. The transcript is spliced from 2 exons. The coding region runs from base 1 to 1536 and encodes 511 amino acids. Gene Ontology annotation, biological process: replication fork processing; resolution of meiotic recombination intermediates. Gene Ontology annotation, cellular component: FANCM-MHF complex; Fanconi anaemia nuclear complex. The record is from RefSeq and is a predicted model, not a curated record.